Molecule: messenger RNA, 201 nt
Organism: Echinostoma caproni
Lineage: Eukaryota; Metazoa; Platyhelminthes; Trematoda; Plagiorchiida; Echinostomatidae
Source: the annotation of a GenBank genome assembly
GGUUCCACAGAUGCAGCUUUGAUGUUGGAUCCGUGUACUGGUAUGGAAUUGGUUGACGAAGUGGACACUGCUACCUGGUUAGCAUGUGCCACGGAGUUGAGCCAAUUGAGUCGCAAGAAAACGGAAUCGGAUAUAUAUAAUGUUGUGUUCCGCAGAUGCAGGUUCGAGGCAGUAUCCGUGUUCUGGUACGGAAUUGGUUGA